This is a messenger RNA of Cynara cardunculus var. scolymus (artichoke), 424 nucleotides long. Its product is annotated as glu S.griseus protease inhibitor-like. The coding region runs from base 26 to 250 and encodes 74 amino acids. Gene Ontology annotation, molecular function: serine-type endopeptidase inhibitor activity. Gene Ontology annotation, biological process: response to wounding. The record is from RefSeq and is a predicted model, not a curated record. Lineage: Eukaryota; Viridiplantae; Streptophyta; Magnoliopsida; Asterales; Asteraceae. The transcript is spliced from 2 exons.
UACACGAAUCCACCACAAAAACGAGAUGACUUCAAUAUGUGAACAAGUCCAGCAAGGAAAAACUUCAUGGCCGGAGCUAGUUGGGGAGGAAGGAAAAUGCGCCGUAGCCACUAUAGAAAGAGAAAAUUCGUUGGUUAAUGCACAGAUUAUUGCAGAAGGAACGAUCAUUCCUGAGAUAUAUAUCUGUGAUAGGGUUCUUAUAUGGGUAAACGAGAAUGGGAUCAUCAUCCUUACGCCUACAGUUGGCUAGUCGAAAAAACUUUACCAAACAUCAUAUUUUCGUUUACUUAUUUAAUAUAAGUUUGUACCUUAAAAUAACAAAGUGUGUAUUUAGAAUUAAGAUGCAUCUUCUUGCAAUUUCUUUAUAAUAAAAUGUUUGAUGUUUGCCUUUGUUUUUGUAUAUAAAUUGUUGGGAUUUUGUUUA